GACACAUGUUCACAUAAACUCGGCUCAACGAAGCUCCUGAAGCUCCUCAUCAUCAUCCUGCUCUGUGUGUGUGGCCUCAUCUGCCUCCUCACACUGCUGCUUGCCUUCACAGUUCAUUUCUCUUCUUUGUAAUGUGUAAGUGAUGCUGGUGUGUAACUGACGCUGGUGUGUAACAGGUGUGUAACUGGUGUGUAACUGACGCUGGUGUGUAACAGGUGUGUAAGUGGUGUGUAACUGACGCUGGUGUGUAAGUGGUGUGUAACUGACGCUGGUGUGUAACUGACGCUGGUGUGUAACAGAUGUAGUGGAAGAGUGUGUGUGUGUGUGUGUGUGUGUAUACAGAAUCAGUGUAAUUGGAGGAGUGGUACUUUAAGAGUUAAGUCCUUCAGCAGAUGGUGUUGGAGUGUGUUUUUUGGUGCAUAUGUGUGUAUAUAUAUAUGUGUGUGUGUGUGUGUGUGUGUGUGUGUGUGUGUAUAAAUAUACACUCUCUCCGUGGGUUCCUCAGCUGUUGCUGUAUUUAUAUAGAAGAAUAAUCGGGAAUGGGCUGCUUGACUCCAGUGACUCCGCCCCUCUCUCCGCCACAGAGGUUUCCAUGGCGACCCUCAACCCCCUUGUUGCUGAAACAAUGGAUCGCCGCGCCGUUGUUAAUGCCACGGCGACGAUAUCGUAUAUCAGCACGGGAGCUUUCCAUCCAGAAUCACCUUCCACUGACCCUUUAAUGUCCGACUCAUCAUCAUCAUCAUCAUCAUCAUUUCCAUUAGAUGCCACACCUACGCCGACUGCUGAUUGGUUAAUGAGUUUUUCCACCAUAAGUGCUCUGUCGAGUGUCGAACCCACAAGCACAAACGCUGACCCUGGUGCCUGCUAUGACAUCACAGAGGCUCAGUGUCACAUGUUGCCGUAUAACCGGAGUGGCGUGUUGCCGGGGGCGAUGGUGGUGAAACGUGGUGAGAUGGAGAUGUUCCUGCGCUUCUUCACGUACCUGAACAGACUGAACUGUUACUCACACAUCAUGCUGUUCGGCUGCACCAUCGCACUGCCGCAGUGUGUCACCGAAGGGGGCGACACGCGUGUGAUUUUGCCGUGUCAGUCGUUCUGUGAGGCGGCGAAGGAGGGAUGUGAAUCUGUUCUUCAGAUGUUUAACGCCUCCUGGCCUGACUUCCUGCGCUGCUCACAGUUCCUCAACGUCACCACGGCAACACCCGGAGUCACGCCCACCUGCUACACCCCGCGCCACGCCAAGGGUCGGGCCUCUGUGUGUGGAGGCACUGACAGCUUCCUCUGUGCAACAGGAAUUUGUGUCCCUCAGAAACUGGUGUGUAACGGGUUUAACGACUGUGAUGACUGGAGUGAUGAAGCCGACUGUGUGUGUUCAGAAAAAGAGUUCGGUUGUGGUACUGGCCGCUGUGUGAACGUGUCUCUGCUGUGUGACGGGUAUGACGACUGUGGAGACCUCAGUGACGAGCACAACUGCAAGUGUGACGCGAUGAAGGAGCAUCGGUGUGGAGAUGGACGCUGCAUUCCGCUGGAGUGGCUCUGUGACGGAGAUCACGACUGCCUGGACAAGAGCGACGAGCUCAACUGCUCGUGUAAAGCGCAGGGCUUGUUGGAGUGUAAAAACGGACAGUGUAUCCCCAGUGCCUUUCGCUGUGAUGGUGAGGAAGACUGCAAGGAUGGCAGCGAUGAAGAAAACUGCACAAAGCAGCUGCUUCAUGGCUCGUGUCUGCCAGGUCAGCCCAGCUGUAUUUCCACUUCCUGUUCUCUUGGUUGUAGUGGUGGUUCCUGUGAGCCGCGCAACACCAGCGCUAACUGCAGUGGCUGUGAGCCAAUCUCAUUGGAGCUGUGUAUGAACCUGCCGUACAACAUCACACGGUUUCCGAACUAUCUGGGCCACCAGUCUCAGAAGGAGAGCUCAGUGAGCUGGGAGUCCUCCCUCUUCCCUGCACUCGUUCAGACAAACUGCUACAAAUACCUCAUGUUCUUCGCCUGCACUGUCCUCGUGCCCAAGUGUGACCUGCUAACACACCAGAGAGUGCCACCUUGCAGGUCUCUCUGCAGGAGCUCUAAGGAGCGUUGUGAGUCGGUGCUGAGCAUUGUGGGAUUGCAGUGGCCUGAGGAAAUGGACUGCGCUCAGUUUCCUGAGGAAGGACAAGAAAACACGCCCUGUCUUCUUCCUGACCCGGACGUAGAAGAGUGUUCACCCAGUCACUUUAAGUGCCACUCGGGGAGGUGUGUGCUCUCCUCCAAACGCUGUGACGGACACACGGACUGCGACGACGACAGUGAUGAGGAACACUGCGGUUGUAGAGAGCGUGGACUGUUCGAAUGCCCCUCAGAUAAAUCCUGCAUUAAGAACUCGAUGAUCUGCGAUGGCUUUCCGGACUGCAGCCUCCUGGAGGACGAGAAGAACUGCUCGGUGUGUAAUGAUAACGAGUUGGAGUGUAAUAAUCACGAGUGUGUGCACCGAACUCUGUGGUGUGAUGGGAGGAAGCACUGCACAGACAGCUCGGACGAGUGGAACUGCGUCUCUCUCUCCAGCUCGGUGCUGUUGGUCAGUAAGACAGCAGUGGAGUAUCAGGUUUGUGCUGAUGAGUGGAACCCGGAGCUCAGCACCAUCGCUUGCAAACAGCUGGGUUUAGGAGCUCCUCUGUCAACUGAAGCGGUGGAGGAUGUGUACAGCUCCGGGAGGAGGCGCUGGCUUCAUGUUCAUCCUGACUGGAGCCACCGUAACAACACCGCACUGCAGGGGCUUUUGGAGAAAAGAGGGCAUUCCUGUCACUCACGCAAGAAGAUUGCUCUUCAGUGCACCAGAGGCGAGUGUGGGCGCAGGCCUGCAGCACGGAUGGUGAAAAGGAUUCUGGGAGGUCGUACAAGUCGUCCGGGUCGCUGGCCGUGGCAGUGUUCACUGCAGAGCGAGGAGAGCGGCCAUAUCUGCGGCUGUGUCCUGAUCGGGAGGAGGUGGGCUCUCACGGUGGCCCACUGCUUCGAGGGGCGAGAGAGUGCAGAUGUGUGGAAGGUGGUGUUGGGGAUCAAUAACCUGGACCACCCGUCCACACACACUCAGACGCGGAGUGUGAAGAGUGUGACGGUGCACUCGCGCUACAAUCGCGCCGUGGUCGAUUAUGACAUCAGCAUCAUCGAGCUGGACAAGGACGUGCACAUCAGCAGCCACGUACGGCCCGUGUGUUUACCCGAGCCUGGACACACACUCACACCCGACACCUACUGCUACAUCACCGGCUGGGGGCACAUGGGCAACCGCAUGCCCUUUAAGCUGCAGGAGGGCGUGGUCAGAGUGAUCUCUCUUUCUCAGUGUCAGUCUUAUUUUGAUAUGAAGACCAUCACCUCUCGGAUGCUCUGUGCGGGUUACGAGGCCGGAACCAUUGACUCCUGCAUGGGUGAUAGUGGUGGUCCGUUGGUGUGUGAGGACCCGGACGGUCACUGGACUCUGUAUGGUCUGACCUCAUGGGGCUCGGUGUGUUUCUCCAAAGUGCUUGGACCCGGAGUGUACGCCAACAUCACACACUUCACCGAGUGGAUCCGGAGACAGAUCUACUUACACACCUUUCACCUGGUCUAGGACACACACACAUACACACACACACACACAUACACACACUCUCACACUGUCUCUCACACACUCUCAAACUCUCUCUCUCUCUCUCUCUCUCUCUCUGUCUCACACACACAUGUACCCUGUAAUGGAAAUGAAGAGUAGAAUGUAUGUUAUCUAAUCAUUCCAGAAGGAAGUGUGUAUGUGUGUGUGUAUGUGUGUGUGUGUGUAAGUUUAAUUGUGACUCUUUGGUCUUAGAAGUGGUCUAUGCAUUACAAAAAGAAAAAUCGAAGGCCACUUUGUGAGUGUGUGUGUGAGUGUGAGUGUGUGUGUGAGUGAGUGGUAAUUAUUGACUGUUAAAUGUUGCUGCUAUCUUUGUUACCUGUUGCCAAACUGCCACAGUAGAAAUGUUAAUGUUGAAAAGUGUGUGUGUGUGUGUGUGUGUGUGUGCGCCUGUGUGUGUGUGAGAUAUGUGUGUGUCUGUGUGUGAUAUGUGGGUUUCCCCACCUAUUAAUCUCAGUGUUAAAAUUGUGUACUUGUGUCACAUAAACUGAUGUGUAAAACACAAAAGAAAAGCUGGAGCAGAGUGUGCGUGUGUGUCCCCGUUUGUGUGUCCAUAUGUGAGCGUGUGUAUGUGAGCGUGCGUGUGUAUGUGAGCGUGUGUAUGUGUGUGUGUGUGUGCGUGCGCGUGUGUAUGUGAGCGUGUGUAUGUGAGCGUGUGUGUGUGUGUGUGUGUGCGCGCUUGUGAAUUUGUUUAGGUCUCUCACUAUUAGCCCACUGUUCUCUUCACUCUACUAAACCUGCUUUAAAGUCAUUUUACCUCUGUGUGUGUGUGUGUGUGUGUGUGUGUGUGAGGUGUGUGUGUGUGAGAUGUGUGUGUGUGUGAGAGAGAUAUGUGUGUGUGUGCGUGUCUGUGUGUGAUAUGUGGGUUUUCCCUGCCUAUUAAUCUCAGUGUUAAAACUGUGUACUUGUGUCGCAUUAACUGAUGUGUAAAACACAAAAGAAAAGCUGGAGCAGAGAGUGUGUGUGUGUGUUGGUGUGUGUGUGUGUGUGUGUGUGUGUGUUUGCGUGUGUGUGUGUGUGUGUGUGUGUGUGUGUGUUAACUACUUGUGCUUCUACACUUGUGAGACUUCACAUUCACAGCUGUUUACAUUUAACGAUGUUAAAUUUGUGUAAAUUUGUUAGAACAUGAUGCUUUUUUUAGAAAUAUAAUUUGUUAAAAAAACACUUUUUGAAUUAAAGUAGCUUAAUUUUUUUCAUAACUAAGUUUUUAUUUUUUACACAGCAAUGUUUUAGCUAGCUUUAUAUGCAUUAUACGUUUAAAUUUAUAGCUACAUAUAAAGGCACUGUUCCAGCUAUAUUUAGCAAGUUUAGUUUUAUAAGUUUAUACUAAUAGCUGUGUAUAUGUAUGUAUAUCAUUUAAAUUUAUAAUUACACUUAUAGCUACAAUUGUAGCUAUUUUACGUGUAUGUAUAGUUAUAGCUAAUGUAUGUAUUUUAAGUUUGAAAUUAUAGCUACAUUUAUAGUUACAUGUGUGUGUAUUGCAAGAUUAAUUUUAUAGCUACAUUUUAAAUAUGUAAGUCUUAUAUGUCCAAAUAUAUAGCUACGUUUGAAGAUAGGAAUAUAAGUUUAAACUUAUAGCUAAAUUUAUAACUAUGGCAUAUAAGUUUAAUUUUAUAAGCAUGUUUUAGUUAUAUGUAUUAUAAUUUUAUAUUUAUACUUAGCUACACAUGUAUGUCUUAUAAUUUCAAGUUUACGAUAUUUACAAGGUAAAAUUAAUAGCUACAUUUAGUUUUAUACUUUAAACUAAAAAGACUAAACUACUUUACUUUUAAACUACUUUAAAAAGAGAGAUUUAUUUACAGUAAUAAGCAGGACCUCACAAGUGUAUUUGUACAAGUGUGUGUGUGUGUGUGUGUGUGUGUGUGUGUGUGUGUGUAUCAUGUACACUUAUAGAUCAGUGCUUCGAGGUUUUAAUGCAACAUUCCGUCCACGAUGUUGUGUUUUGUAAUUUUUUUAAAACUAUUUUUCUACUGCUUUUCUAUGUGUGCACAUGAACCUGGUGAAAGUGUGAAAUAUAAGUUUCUGUAUUUUUAAUGAUGUAUUAUUUCACAUGUACGGCACUGUUUAGAGAUACACACCAGUAAUGUUUAAUGUUUAAACCAUGUUUAAAAAAUGAAAACACAGUGGAUUUGUAUUUCCGAAAUAAAACCCUGUCAACACAAA
This is a messenger RNA of Pangasianodon hypophthalmus (striped catfish), 5779 nucleotides long. It is a transcript of the gene corin, whose product is annotated as corin, serine peptidase. The record is from RefSeq and is a predicted model, not a curated record. Gene Ontology annotation, molecular function: protein binding; serine-type endopeptidase activity. Bases 422 to 3580 code for a protein of 1052 amino acids. The transcript is spliced from 23 exons. Gene Ontology annotation, cellular component: membrane. Gene Ontology annotation, biological process: acrosome reaction; proteolysis. Lineage: Eukaryota; Metazoa; Chordata; Actinopteri; Siluriformes; Pangasiidae.